Exserohilum turcica Et28A is the source of this 762-nucleotide messenger RNA. RefSeq lists its product as uncharacterized. The record is from RefSeq and is a predicted model, not a curated record. NCBI's taxonomy places the organism in Eukaryota, Fungi, Ascomycota, Dothideomycetes, Pleosporales, Pleosporaceae. The transcript is spliced from 3 exons. The coding region runs from base 7 to 762 and encodes 251 amino acids.
CACACAAUGGGCAGACUAGACGGAAAGGUCGCUCUCGUGACCGGCGGCGGCUCAGGUUUCGGCGCCGGGAUAUCCAAGGGCAUGGCGGCUGAAGGCGCCAAGGUGCUUGUCUGCGACAUCAAUUCCGCCAGUGGCUCGGCAACGUGCUCUUCCAACCCGUCGGCACUGGCCUUUCACCAAAUGGACGUGACAAAGUCUGCCGACUGGAAAGCCGGAAUAGCAGCGUGCAUUGAGAAGUUUGGGCGCUGCGAUAUCCUCGUGAAUAAUGCGGGCUGGUCGUAUGCUAACAAGCCCACGUCGACGGUCACCGAGGACGAGUUUGAAAAGGUCUUCGAUGUCAAUGUCAAGAGCGUGUAUCUGGGCUGCAAUGCUUGGGUCGGCCAGGCGAUUGAGCGUGGCGAAGGCGGCGUGGUAAUCAACAUUGCGAGUGUGGGGGCCACAAGACCAAGACCGGGACUUGUGUGGUAUAAUGCGAGCAAAGGUGCUGUUUGGAAUGCAACAAAAGGACUCGCCGCAGAAUACGGCCCGCAUCAGAUUCGCGUCGUGUCUAUUUGUCCCUUGGUCACUGCGACGGGUCUCUUCUCUGCCUUUACAGGUACGGAGGAUACGCCCGAGAACAGGGCGAAGCUUACGUCCAAUGUACCCAUGGGCCGCAUAGGUGAGGUGGACGACGUAGUGAAUGCGUGCAUCUUCAUGGCGAGUAAAGAGGCAGGCUUCAUCACGGGAGUCAACCUUGAAGUGGAUGGUGGACGAUGUAUCUAA